Mauremys mutica (yellowpond turtle) is the source of this 494-nucleotide messenger RNA. Its product is annotated as MIEF1 upstream open reading frame protein-like. The coding region runs from base 282 to 494 and encodes 70 amino acids. The transcript is spliced from 2 exons. The record is from RefSeq and is a predicted model, not a curated record. Lineage: Eukaryota; Metazoa; Chordata; Testudines; Geoemydidae.
CGUACAGCACCGCCGGUCUGAUGGGGGCAGCCCUGAGCGCCCGUCCCUACCUCGCGCCGCGACCAGCGGAAGUUCGCCCUCCCCGCGCGUACAAUCUAUGCUCCCGCUCGCUCCCGCUGGUUGGCCGCCGGGGUCGCGCCCCGGAAGCGAAGCGGCCAUGUUGCUGGGUGACCCCGGGGAAGCGGUGCUAGGGUGCUGGCGCCCAGAAGCGGGACCAGGCGACAGUGAGGGACCGAGAAACAGCUCCGCUUCCGGUUUGCCUUCUCCUGCAUCUGUCCCCCAUGGCAGCGUGGUCCCGUGAGGCAGUGCUGAACCUCUAUCGCGCUCUGCUGCGCCAGGGCCGUGGUCUACGCUACACCGACCGUGAUUUCUACCUCGCCUCAAUCCGGCGUGAGUUCCGCAAGAACCAGCAGCUGGAACGGCUUGAAGACAGAGAGAGACAACUGGAGAAGGGACUGGCCUUCCUGCACAAUAGACUGGGAGGGUUGGUUUAG